This is a messenger RNA of Rubroshorea leprosula, 1747 nucleotides long. The record is from the annotation of a GenBank genome assembly. NCBI's taxonomy places the organism in Eukaryota, Viridiplantae, Streptophyta, Magnoliopsida, Malvales, Dipterocarpaceae.
GAAAUCCCUUGUCGUGCUGUGAGUCUCAUUGUUCUCUUUGAGGUUCUCAUCAAUACCGAACAUAGAAUGGAAGUCCGAAUUUGCGUAGGAAUGAUGCUAAUGAUGAUUUCGAUAACGAUUAUAAAGAUGCAUUCAACAAUGACGCCCAGAACUCAAACUUCAGCAUGGACAAAAUUAAGAGAGGUAGAGGGGGCCAAAGAGAGCAAAAUCUGACAAGGUGCGGAGAUCGGCAAGAUCGUGACUUAAGUAGCAUCAAGAUGAAGAUUCCUCCGUUUCAAGGUAAGAAUGAUCCAAAUGUGUAUUUGGAGUGGGAAAGGAAGAUGGAAUUGGUGUUUGAUUGCCAUAACUAUUCUGAGGAGAAGCAGGUGAAACUAGCAACAGUGGAAUUUACUGAUUAUGUUGUGGUGUGGUGGGAUCAGCUUGUGCUUAGUCGACGUAGAAAUCAAGAGCGUCCCGUUGACACUUGGGAAGAGAUGAAAGUUGUGAUGAGAAAACGAUUUGUUCCUAGUCACUACUACCGUGAUCUCUAUCAGCAAUUGCCGGGCCUUACUCAAGGGUCCAAAAGCGUUAAGGAUUAUCACAAAGAGAUGGAAAUCGCAAUGGUUAGAGCGAAUGUGGAAGAGGAUAGAGAAGCAACUAUGGCACGGUUUCUGUAUGGCUUAAAUCGUGAUAUAGUUAAUGUGGUACAGUUGCAGCAUUGUGUGGAAUUAGAAGAUAUGGUGCAUAUGGUGAUGAAAGUAGAACAACAACUUAAGCGUAAAAAAGCCACCAGCAAAACUAGACAAAAUUCAGAUUCCUCAUCUUCUUGGAAACUUAAUUGGAGCAAAAAGGAAGAAAAUUAUGCUUUUAAGCCUAAAACUGCAGCAUCUAAGUCAAAAAAAGUUGGCAGCAAUGAGAAGAGUAAAACAGAUAAUACGCAAGGCAAAAACCGAGACAUCAAGUGUUUUCGAUGCUUGGGAAGAAGGCACAUUGCAUCGCAAUGCCCUAAUAAGCACACGAUGAUCUUGAGAAAAGAUGGAGAAAUUGAAAUUGAGGGUGAAUCUGAUGAUGAAUCUAUGCCACCAUUAGAAGAUGCUAAUGAUGGUGUGGAAUAUGCCGUUGAUGGAAAACUGCUCGCCACUAUGCAAGCUUUGAAUGUGCAAGCCAAAGAAGAUUAUGAAGUAUAACAUGACAAUAUAUUUCAUGCAAGGUGCCAUGUCAGAAACAAGAUCUGGGUUGAAAACAACAUACAACAAGCAAAUCAAAGCUUGGAUGAUUAUCAAGGCAUGGUAAACAUCAUUCAGGUUUAAAAGAAGCUUAGCUGAGGUCAUUUGCACGGAAUUACACAAUUUGCGUCAAAAUCGCACAAUUAAACCGCAAUUUGUAGCAAACUAAUAUUUCGUGUUAUUUUAGGUUAUUUUUAGUGAUUUUCACGUUUUUUGUAUUAUUUUUGAGUUGAACAUUUGCUUAUUUGAAGCCCAAUUCGUGGUUAUUAGAACUUUACAGAACUUAUUCUUGUGGCAUUCUAACUUGACUUAUCAUUCUCGUUCUUAAACAUUUCGAAGGUGUGGCGUCAACCAACUUUAUACCUCUGGUUAUUGUUGCGUCACAGACAACGGAUCAAGGUUUUUACCUUUGGUUCUUGUUGCGACAUUUAGUUUUCUUGGAGUUUAGAAAUCCCUUGUCGUGCUGUGGGUCUCAUUGUUCUUUUUGGGGUUCUCAUCAUUUGCCCUUUGUGUAAAAAGAAUAAUAAUGUGCAUGACUGCUG